AUAAUCUACCAAAAUGAAAACGUAAGACCAAAGACGAACGAACAAGAGAAACGUUUAGUUUCUUCUCACUAAAGUGACUAAACCAUUCCAAUGUCCACUCUCUCUCUAAAAUAGAGACAUAGAAGAAACCAAACCACACCAAACAUCAUGCUUGUAGUGCCACCCAAACCCAUCAACACAAUCACAAUCACCAUCAUGUUAGCCUUCACUUUCUUCCUCCUCUUCUUCUCCGGUUUCUUCAAAUUCCCUUCCGUUUCACCCUCUCUCCCACCCUUCCACCAAUCAUCAUCCUUCACCCUCCCUUCUACAAAUACCUCCUCUCAACCCUUCACCGAUCUGCUUUCUUCCUUCAGAAAAUGGGAUUUGCAAGUGGGUUGUGCUAAAUUCAGAGAAAAAACAAAUGGGGUUUCUUUAAAUCACUCAAAGGUUGUUUCUUUGCAACAAUUUGGUGCUGAUUCUGAAUGUAAGGGUUUUAAGCUUAAUCAUGUUAGUGUUUUGGUUAAAGGGUGGACUUGGAUUCCUGAUAAUUUGGAUAAUUUGUAUUCUUGUCCUUGUGGGUUGAGUUGUUUGUGGACCAAAUCAAAUGUUCUUGCUGAUAAGCCUGAUGCUUUCAUGUUCGAAACUUCUACGCCUCCGAUUCAGAGACGUGUGGGAGAACCACUUCGCGCGUAUAUGGAUCUCGAAGCUGGCCGAAGGAGAUCUGGUCGAGAGGAUAUAUACAUUAGUUACCAUGCUGAAGAUGAUGUACAGUCAACCUAUGCCGGUUCUCUGUUUCACAACGGUCGAAACUAUUAUGUCUCCAAUACUAAAAGCAGUGAUAUACUUGUUUAUUGGUCUUCAUCGCGGUGUCUCUCUCAAAGGAAUGAACUUGCCAAGAAACUUCUUGGCUUGCUGCCACAUCAUUCUUUUGGCAAGUGCCUGAACAAUGUCGGUGGUCUAGAUAUGGCUCUUUCGUUCUUUCCCGAGUGUGAAAAAGAUGCAAAUGCUAAACCAAAAUGGUGGGAUCAUUUACAUUGUGCCAUGUCUCACUACAAGUUUGUUCUUGCAAUAGAGAACACUUUCACCGAGAGUUACGUGACAGAGAAGUUAUAUUAUGCGUUGGACUCGGGUGCAGUGCCUAUCUAUUUUGGUGCACCAAACGUCAUGGAUUUUGUUCCUCCACAUUCAAUAAUAGAUGGCAGAAAAUUCAAAUCAGUGGAAGAACUGGCUUCAUACGUGAAGGCUGUAGCUAAUGACCCAGUAGCCUAUGCAGAAUACCAUGCAUGGAGAAGGUGCGGUGUAAUGGGUAAUUAUGCAAAAACACGAGCCGUUAGCCUCGACACAUUGCCAUGCCGGUUAUGUGAGGCUGUUAGCAAAAAAGGUGGAAGAAAUGCAAGAAGCUAGCAAGGGUGAAUUGAUGGCCUUGCUUGACAGAGAUAGAAAGAUUGAAUUUAUAACUUUGUAUAGAGGCACACUGCUUUAUAGGGUCAUUCCAUUUGUUUUUACUUUACAUUUUUCCAAUGACAAAUUGUGGAUGACAUAGCAUUGUAGUUAAUUGUUGUUGAUUGAUGAAGUAUAUUUUAAAGAAACGCACGGUAUUCAUGUUUAUGCUAAGCAACGAUCUUGAUGCUGCUGACA
Messenger RNA from Trifolium pratense (red clover), 1617 nucleotides. RefSeq names its product alpha-(1,4)-fucosyltransferase. Gene Ontology annotation, cellular component: membrane. The record is from RefSeq and is a predicted model, not a curated record. NCBI's taxonomy places the organism in Eukaryota, Viridiplantae, Streptophyta, Magnoliopsida, Fabales, Fabaceae. The coding region runs from base 148 to 1383 and encodes 411 amino acids. Gene Ontology annotation, molecular function: alpha-(1->3)-fucosyltransferase activity. The transcript has 3 exons.